AUGUGUCUCAGAGGCUCAUUUCCUUACUCUUCAUUUCUGCUCAUGCAAAUGCCGAGCCGACCGCCAUCUCGCAACGUUUUCUUGGAUUAUUCCUGUUUGCGUACCGUACCCUGGGACGGAAUGACCGACUGUAAGGCCCAUCGCGUUCGUCGACAAGGACUCCAGAAGGCAUCAUCGGCGACCAUAGAGAGGGUCACAUUUCCGCACCUCUGUACCAAGAGUUUCAGCAGUAUCGAGAAACACAACUCCUUGAGCGACCAGGACCUCAAUUCCAUUAAAGCACUUCAUGAGGGCACCUGCCCCAAACAGCCCUCGAAAAAAAACAAGAAGUCUAAGGAAAAGUCUUAUAUUAUCGACGAGGCACAGUAUGAGCGCCUCAAGAACCCAGGUUGGAAACAGACUUCCGUUCCACAUGAACGCAACGAAGACGGUGGCAAGGAAAACGUUUCUGAACGGAGCUGGAGACAGAUUCGUGAAACUAUCUUUCCCAGCACCAUCGGCAAUGUCGUAGCUUCGGCUGAGAACAGACCCAAGAACGAGAUGUUCUUGAUGCAGUUCGGAAACCUACAUGUCCCGACACAGCAAGAGAUGAAUCCGAACUCUUUAUCUUUGCCCACGGGGGAUGAUACAUCUCAUCUUUCAACCAUCUUGUCUGCAGUGACUGGGCCUCAAACAUAUCCUUCGACGGUUGCUUUUUCCGACCCCGGGGCGGGUAGCAAGGAUAUUUACAACUUUGGUCUUGCCGACCUGGCAGAUCAGGAUCCUGUGUAUCAUCCACCUCCCGAUAUCCCAGAGCAUGAAUCUUCAAGCUCUUUGACUGGUACCGGAGAAUGGGAUAACUUGGAUAUGUUCAACAUAGACCCAGAAUUUAACAUUGAGUCGAACUCUUGGCUCGAAAGUUUUGACCAGAGUGACUUGGGAAAAGGGGCGUAA
This is a messenger RNA of Fusarium redolens, 933 nucleotides long. RefSeq lists its product as uncharacterized. NCBI's taxonomy places the organism in Eukaryota, Fungi, Ascomycota, Sordariomycetes, Hypocreales, Nectriaceae. The record is from RefSeq and is a predicted model, not a curated record. The coding region runs from base 1 to 933 and encodes 310 amino acids. The transcript has 4 exons.